Eublepharis macularius is the source of this 861-nucleotide messenger RNA. RefSeq names its product ladybird homeobox 2 (gene LBX2). The coding region runs from base 1 to 792 and encodes 263 amino acids. The transcript is spliced from 2 exons. Gene Ontology annotation, biological process: regulation of DNA-templated transcription. Gene Ontology annotation, molecular function: DNA binding; DNA-binding transcription factor activity, RNA polymerase II-specific. The record is from RefSeq and is a predicted model, not a curated record. NCBI's taxonomy places the organism in Eukaryota, Metazoa, Chordata, Lepidosauria, Squamata, Eublepharidae.
AUGACCUCCGCCAAGGAAGGGAAAGCGGCUCCCCCGUUGCGCCCAUCAGGCGUCGAGGACGGGCUCCGAAGGCCCCUGGACCUGCUGCCGCCCCCGGCCAACUCCAACAAGCCUCUCACGCCCUUCAGCAUCGAGGACAUCCUGAGCAAGCCCUCCGGGCCCAAAGCUCCCGCGGCCCGCCUGCUGGACAAGCUGACUGGCUCCUCGGCCGGGCCCCGCAGCGGAACGCCCGCCCCGGCCUCGCCGCUCUGCGCCCUGGAGGAGUUGGCCACCAAGACCUUCAAGGGCCUGGAAGUGAACGUGCUCCAGGCCGCCGAAGGCCGGGACCCGUUGGGCGCCUUCGGGCCCCGGCAGCCCUCCAAGAAGCGCCGGAAGUCCCGCACGGCCUUCACCAACCACCAGAUCUACGAGCUGGAGAAGCGCUUCCUCUACCAGAAGUACCUGUCGCCGGCUGACCGAGACCACAUCGCGGCGCAGCUGGGCCUGAGCAACGCGCAGGUCAUCACCUGGUUCCAGAACCGGCGGGCCAAGCUGAAGCGGGACCUGGAGGAGAUGAAAGCCGACGUGGAGUCGCUCAAGAAGCUGCCCCCCGCGGCUCUGGAGAAGCUAGCCAGCAUGCCCGAGCUGGAGCCCGAGCCCCAGGCCCAGCCCGCCCGCCCGCGCUCCGGCAGUCUGCCCCGCGCCUCGCCCCCCUCCUCCCCCGGCGCCUCCCUCAGCGCCAAGGACGAUUUCUCCGACGGGGAGGACGACGACCACGAGGAGGAGGAGGAAGAGAUCGACGUGGGAGACUGAGGGCCAGGCCUGGGACGCGAGCCAAGGGACAGGGCCUGGGCCCGGACUCCCCACUUCCGAGGGACCUGC